AUGACUUCGGAGCCGCAGCUUUCUGGACGAAGGAUUCAAGUCAUUGGGGUUACGGGAGCAGGAAAGAGUACUUUCGCACGGCGACUAGGCAAACAGCUUUCCAUACCGGUAUGCGAACUGGACCCUCUCUUCCACAAGUCCAGAGCCGGUGGCGCCCUAUCAGAAGACGACGCCCGACGUAGCGUCCAGGCUCUGGUCGAGUCGAACGACGAGUGGAUUCUUGACGGCAAUCACUGGGUUCAGUUGAAGGACGUAUCCUACAAUAUAGCGACAGACAUCCUUUAAGUGCUGACCAUCCCCGGCGUUCUGCGAAGGGAGCUCUCAGGCGAUAGCUUAAUCGCAUCGUCACUCAGAGUCCGAGCGAAGAAGCGAAGAAACACGCCAAUUGGAGCAAGCGUGUCGAAACGGAUUCCAGGUGGAAGCGCUUAG
Penicillium bovifimosum is the source of this 429-nucleotide messenger RNA. RefSeq lists its product as uncharacterized. The record is from RefSeq and is a predicted model, not a curated record. NCBI's taxonomy places the organism in Eukaryota, Fungi, Ascomycota, Eurotiomycetes, Eurotiales, Aspergillaceae. Bases 1 to 285 code for a protein of 94 amino acids. The transcript has 4 exons.